AGGAAGAAGAUUAGUUUCACCACGAUCUCUGUUGUUAUGUCGGGAGUAUGGUUUAAUAAAAAAACGCUUAGAAACGUUUCUUUUAAGGGAGAAAAUCAGUUUUGAGUCAGGUCAAUAAAAAACUGUAAUAUUCUCGUCCUCGCAGUCGUGACUAAGUGUUGAAUCAAGCAGAAAUACCUGGAGGAGUAUCAUCUGAACUGAGAUCUGCUGCUGUGAAGAUGAUGUUUGUUAAAGAAGAGAGAGAAGAGAACACGAGUGAACCAGAAACCAGCACAAUAAAACAGGAGGAACCAGAAACCUGGAGAAUAAAACACGAGAAACCAGAAACCUGGAGAAUUAAACAAGAGGAACCAGAAACCUGGAGAAUAAAACAAGAGGAACCAGAAACCUGGAGAAUAAAACAAGAGGAACCAGAUUAUUUGUUAUUAAUUGAAGAAAAAGAGAAUGAAGAAUCAAGUUUAAAACUGCACGAGAGGAUUCACACAGGAGAGAAACCUUACAAGUGUUCACACUGUGACAAGAGAUUCAGUCAGUCAGUAUAUCUAAAAAGACAUGAAAGGAUCCACACUGGAGAGAAACCUUAUAAGUGUUCACACUGUGAUAAGAGAUUCAGUCAGUCAUCAAGUCUAAAUAGACAUGAAAGGAUCCACACUGGAGAGAAACAUUAUAAGUGUUCACAUUGCGAUAAGAGAUUCAGUGAUUCAUCAAAUCUUAAAACGCAUGAGAGGAUUCACACUGGAGAGAAACCUUAUAAGUGUUCACACUGUGACAAGAGAUUCAUUGAUUCAUCAUCUCUGAAAACGCAUGAGAGAGUUCACACUGGAGAGAAACCUUAUAAGUGUUCACACUGUGACAAGAGAUUCAUUAAAUCAUCAGGUCUGAAAACACAUGAGAGGAUUCACACUGGAGAGAAACCUUACAAGUGUUCACACUGUGACAAGAGAUUCAGUGAAUUAUCAGGUCUGAAAACACAUGAGAGGAUUCACACUGGAGAGAAACCUUACAAGUGUGCACACUGUGACAAGACAUUCAAAUAUUCAUCAUCUCUGAAAACGCAUGAGAGGAUUCACACUGGAGAGAAACCUUAUAAGUGUUCACACUGUGACAAGAGAUUCAUUAAAUCAUCAGCUCAGAAAACACAUGAGAGGAUUCACACUGGAGAGAAACCAUAUAAGUGUGCACACUGUGACAAGAGAUUCAGUGAUUCGUCAAGACGGAAAGCACAUGAGAGGAUUCAUACUGGAGAGAAACCUUACAAGUGUUCACACUGUGACAAGAGAUUCAGUGUGUCAUCAAGUCUGAAAACACAUGAGAGGAUUCACACUGGAGAGAAACCUUACAAGUGUUCACACUGUGACAAGAGAUUCAGUGUGUCAUCAAGUCUGAAAACACAUGAGAGGAUUCACACUGGAGAGAAAACUAAUGAGUGUUCACAGUGUGGCUAGAGAUUCAUUGAUUCAUCAACUCUGAAAACACAUGAGAGGGUUCACACUGGAGAGAAACUUUGUGUUCACACUGUGACAAGAGAUGGAGGGACUAAAGACACAUGAGAGGCUUGCGUGAAUUGUUUGACAUCUACAGAUAAGGAUAUGUAAAUUAGUUUUUU
This is a messenger RNA of Carassius carassius (crucian carp), 1606 nucleotides long. RefSeq names its product zinc finger protein 664-like. The transcript has 3 exons. Gene Ontology annotation, biological process: regulation of cytokine production; negative regulation of transcription by RNA polymerase II; regulation of immune system process. The coding region runs from base 219 to 1445 and encodes 408 amino acids. Lineage: Eukaryota; Metazoa; Chordata; Actinopteri; Cypriniformes; Cyprinidae. The record is from RefSeq and is a predicted model, not a curated record.